Messenger RNA from Podospora anserina S mat+, 540 nucleotides. RefSeq lists its product as uncharacterized. Bases 1 to 540 code for a protein of 179 amino acids. The record is from RefSeq and is a predicted model, not a curated record. Lineage: Eukaryota; Fungi; Ascomycota; Sordariomycetes; Sordariales; Podosporaceae. The transcript has a single exon.
AUGAAGCUCUCACUCCUUCUCCUCGGCCUCCUCACGGCCAUCCAAGCCUCCCCAGCUCCGGCCCCGGUCCCGGCCCCGGUCUCAGCCAUCGAAUUCCGCUCGCCCACCGACCUCUCCGCCCGAGAAAAGGUCGUCUCCCGCACCAUCAACCUCUCCUCCACCCUCGUCAUCCGCGACGACGAGCCCUGGCCGGUCAACCACAGAACAUACACCCGCACCCACACCCUCGCCCCCGUCAUCAUCGGCACCAAGACCGGGUACACCCAGAAAGUCACCUACGAGGCCAGAGUCGGCGGCGAGAUCCGCGUCGAGGUGCACUUGACCCUGACGCUUCGCCCUUCUGACUUGUCGGUGCUUGUCAACUACCAGAUGCUGCUGUUUGAGGGGACCAGCACCAGCACCAAGGAUCUCGACGGGAAGAUUGAGGGCUCGCGUCGGGUUUUCAAGAACACGGAUGGGAUGAUCAAGAAUACGGUGCACAACACUGAUGAGGGUGGUGAUCGGGCUGGGUUGGAGCUCAAGGUUGUCAAUGCCCCUUGA